Molecule: messenger RNA, 1148 nt
Organism: Mytilus trossulus (common blue mussel)
Lineage: Eukaryota; Metazoa; Mollusca; Bivalvia; Mytilida; Mytilidae
Exons: 2
Coding region: 452-1120 (222 amino acids)
Source: RefSeq, a predicted model, not a curated record
GAUAUAAUUAGUGAAGUAUAGAAAUUGAAUGCCAAGGAUUUGUAAUUCAUAGUAAUUACAAGCAUAGAUGUAAGCUACUAUACACAUUCUUGAGAUGCCUGGGACUAAUAAGUAAUUUUUAAAAUAGUCCAAGAGAUUGACAAUAAUUGUUUUAAACACAUGAUGAAGUAAUAAGUUCGGAUAUAACUAAGGAUGUAUAUACUACGAUACUAUACAAAUCCUUGACAUAACACAUAUUAUUCACUGAACCAUGACAUGGUUUUGGCGGUAUGAUUGAUGAGUCACCACCGUGACCGUUGGUCUUUUAUGGUCCUUACAAAUUUAAGGCGAUAACCAUUUCAUAUUAAGACCCUGUGAAGAAAAGAAAAGGGAAUCGAGCCCAGAGUUAGAAUACAUUUGUUGAAAAUGAAUUUUGCAGAAUUUCCAUUUGGAGUACCACAAACUGGGAAGAAUGCAGAAAAAAAUCAAUGACAUUUUAAAAACAAGUUUUCAUAUGCAAGGAAGACUACGUGUAACGAAUGCAUGUGCAAUAGUAAAUCUUGUUCUUAAUCGUUGUCUAGAAGCAGUUGGAGUAAAAGCUACAAUAGUAUAUGGAGUUCACCAACCGAACGGUGUGAUUGAUCCGGAGGGAAUACAUCUACCUCAUGUUUGGUUAAACAUUGAAGGUAAUAUUGUUGAUAAUACUUCUGUCGAGGAUCUGCCACAACUCAUAUUCAUCAAAACAAAGCGAUUUGGGAGAUAUAACCAAAAAUCUGUUAAAAAUACAGACGGGCUGUAUAUGGGAGACCAUGUGACUAAACAACAUGGCAUUGACGACCACGACGUAUCUCAAUUUGAAUGGUUGUUGUCCAACUCAGAUAAAGCUCUUGCUCUCUCCAGGAAUAAAAUUCAACUGGAUCAGUAUUUCAGAUCAAUGAUGCAAUAUGUGUUAUCUAAGUACAAGGUAGAAGUUCAGGAUAUUUCUGAAAGUGUGUUUAAUAAUUGUUGGAACUGCAAUAAAAGUGACUCGUCUUUGAAGGUGUGCGGUGCUUGCAAAGUUUCCAAGUAUUGUAGCAGAAUCUGUCAGAAGAAAGAUAGAAAAAAACAUAAAACAAUUUGCUUACCUCCAAACAGUUAUUGAUAUAGUAUUGUAAAUAAAUUAUUUUGGA